AAAACAGAGGAGUGCGUUUGCGUGCCUCACAGUACGAACAGGGAACAUAACUGCGCCCAAAAUCACCCUCCACGCACCCACAUGGCUUCAGCCCUGUUUAUACCGCAGGAGCUAUGGUGCCUCAUACUCGACAAUCUCCGAGACGACGAGGUGGCUGUGGCUGCGUGUGCCAUUACCUGUCGAGCCUUGCGAUACGCAGCCGAGGCGCACCGAUGGCGCACCGUGUCCUGCCCCAGGCUGGAUCUCCUUCCACAACUCCAGUGGACGCUGCGACGGACGCCAAAUAUAGCCGCCAAGGUCCAGCGGCUUUCCAUCCGGCUCAAUUUCAGCGGCCUUGUCUGGAUCACCGCCUUUCCAAACCUACAGGCUCUUACUCUAUCCGGAGUCCACUUCGACGCGAAGCCUACGCUGCGCGACAUUGUUGAACCCCUUUCACAGAGUUAUCUCACCAGGCCGGUGACCUCCGUGGUGACCCUGUCGCUACGCGAGUGCUCCCUGAACAUCUCAACAUUCCUCUGGCUGUUGCAAAUCAUGCCGAACUUAACAGUACUAAAUUUAUCGGAAGACACGUUGAUAGGACCUGACCCCAGAAGCGCAUCAUUCGACAUUCAUCUGAAGCUCGCCAAUGUAUCCUGCCGUCCGAAACGUCUGCGGUGGAGCUUGUCGCAAGCAGGGCAGGGAGGCUCGUUCCUCCAAUCGCGUAUUUGCAGUGCGGUCGAAGAAGCGGUCUUCACGUUCGCGUCCUACCAAGGGCACAGCGAAGUGUCAACAGGUACGAGUAUCCCCAAGGUGACGAUCUUCCAACGCGCCGCAAGAAAGUCGUUGAAGACGCUCGCCAUCCUGUUGCCGCACAGUUUGCUGUUUGGUGUCCCUUUCGACAUGCUAAAGGAGCUGGAGGAGCUGUAUUUCCCGCGCCCGCAGAACAGCUAUCUCACGUCGUUCCACAUAGGGUUGAACGGCGCAAUCACCGACUACCAGACAGAUACCCUGCCCACCGUUCUCGCCCAAAUACCGCCGGCGCUCGCGGCUCUCACACGGGUCGACAUUCACUGCAUGCUCGUGCGGAGCCAAGAGGAUACCCAGCCCACUCGAGUCCGACUCGCCGAAGAGCUGGCUCGCUUGCUUCACCAGCAUCCAUCUUUGGUCGUGACGUUCCACGUCCGCGGGUACUCCGAACGGGAUGCCGAGUACAUGCGUGCUUGUCUCGCGAAAUCCCUGGUCGUGCGAUCCUGUCCAGAGCUGAAGAGCGAAUCAGAACGUCUGCGAUUUAUCCACGACGUGGCAGACCCUGAGGCUCACGUCUGGGAGGAUGGCUGGCACAAGGCGGAUACUGCAAGCAGCAUCCCGCUGUUCCAGGCACAGCACGACGCGGAGAUGGCAUCAUGUGGAAGAGGCCCGGGGUAGAUAGCUCCAACGUUGACUUGCCCGACUCUUUCGGUACCGUUAAUGUUUACAGUUUGG
Molecule: messenger RNA, 1461 nt
Organism: Rhodofomes roseus
Lineage: Eukaryota; Fungi; Basidiomycota; Agaricomycetes; Polyporales; Fomitopsidaceae
Exons: 1
Coding region: 82-1404 (440 amino acids)
Source: RefSeq, a predicted model, not a curated record